Messenger RNA from Entamoeba invadens IP1, 1488 nucleotides. RefSeq names its product oligosaccharide translocation protein rft1, putative. Gene Ontology annotation, cellular component: endoplasmic reticulum membrane. The transcript has a single exon. NCBI's taxonomy places the organism in Eukaryota, Evosea, Mastigamoebida, Endamoebidae. Bases 1 to 1488 code for a protein of 495 amino acids. Gene Ontology annotation, biological process: dolichol-linked oligosaccharide biosynthetic process; glycolipid translocation. The record is from RefSeq and is a predicted model, not a curated record.
AUGUCAGCCCCAACAACACAAACCAUUGGUGGAGCUUUGCGAGGGAUUGCGUCCUCUGUCUUAUUUCAAUUACUUCAACGAACAAUCACGUUUAUUUCCAACGUGAUAGUCAUUCGUUCUGUCAGUGAAGAGGUUACCGGUUUCUUCCACAUUCAUCUCCAACUUUUGAUGAAUGUCGUGUACUUCCUUUCGCGUGAAUUCUCGCGCCGAACGAUCAUGCGGAAACACACCGAUGACCUUUCAAAGGGGGUUUCAUUUUCUCUAAUAACAAUUCCCGUUGGGCUACUUAUCAACAUGAUAGCACUCCCAUUGAUCUAUUCACAAGCUCCACCCAUGGAAUAUGCCUUGACGUCAUAUGUCAUUCACUCAUUCGGACUCUUCUUGGAGCUGAUACAAGAACCAUAUUUGGUGUACAUGUUACUCACGCAACAACACAUCUUUAGACUCUAUGCGGAGCUUCCUUCAAUUUUACUCAGAAACGUGUUACAAGCAAUUCUCAUUCCGAUGUACCCACAGUACGCGCUACUCAUCCAACCGUCACUCUUCGUCUUAAAUUCGGUGUUGGUGUUCAUCACGUAUUUCUUCAUCAUUAAGCUGCCCAAAAUCGAUUUGAGUGUGUUGGGGUGGAAGAGCUUGAAGGAGCACAAAGACUGCAUUAAUUUGUUUGGGCGGCAGACCAUCCAAAAAUUCUUGUUGCAAGAAGGAGAGAAAGCGGUACUUGUUGUGACAACCAAUUUGAGCACGCAAGGCGUCUUCUCCGUCAUAUCCAACAUUUCUUCUCUUAUAGUCCGCUUCUUAUUCUUGCCCAUCGAAGAAGUGAGUUUCUCGUUGUUUUCAAAGAUGCGGAUGGACAAGGGGGAGGUGUUGAAUGCGUUCUAUUCGAUGAUGAAAAUCCUCGUGCAUUUAAUGUUGUUUGUGUUAGUCUUCGGCCCAACGUACUCAAAGCCGAUGCUCGAGUUUUUGUAUAACAACGAGGAGUACACAAAUAGCUGGAAAUUGAUGGUCAUCGCGUUCAUUGGGAUAGCGGCAAUUGGGUUGAAUGGGAUUUCCGAAUCGUUUUUCCAAGCUACCGCAUCGGACGAACAGUUGUCUCAAGCAAACAAUUUCAUGUUUGUGUUCUCGGGGGGAUAUGUCGUGUGUUGUAUUGCCUUCUCUAAAUUGUUUGGUGUCGUUGGAUUGUUACUUGCAAACAUCUCUGCGAUGGCGAUGAGAACGGUGUAUUCCCAUUACAACAUUUACUUGAAUUUCGGAGCUCUUUGUCUGAAAAACGUGUUACCGUCGUUUGGGACACUCGUCUCAUUCAUUAUGAUCUUCACAACGAAUGUCUUUGUUUCAAUGCGAUUCAUAUUCAGUCCAACCCUCUGUCUGUUCAUUGGCGGAUGUCUUGGACUGUUACAAAUCCUCGCGAUUGUUAUCUGUGACAAGCCAUUUGUCGCAACGUUAGUCAAGUUCUGGAACGACAAAAACGCACCAAAAGACCAGAAGUGA